This is a messenger RNA of Lentinula edodes (shiitake mushroom), 1473 nucleotides long. Its product is annotated as senescence-associated protein-domain-containing protein. The record is from RefSeq and is a predicted model, not a curated record. Gene Ontology annotation, cellular component: plasma membrane. Bases 1 to 1473 code for a protein of 490 amino acids. The transcript has 3 exons. Gene Ontology annotation, biological process: cell division. NCBI's taxonomy places the organism in Eukaryota, Fungi, Basidiomycota, Agaricomycetes, Agaricales, Omphalotaceae.
AUGGUGUAUAGUCGCGAUUCUGGCUUUGUUCUACUCAAUAUCCCGAAUGUACAGAUACGCUCUCAACAAUCGUCGUACUCAGAAAGCGGUACACUGACCAUAGAAUGCAUCUAUGUCACUCCAGAGGGUCAAGCAGCUAUCAACCGGAAUAUAUUUCUCAUAUUGCGUAUCAACUCUAACGAAAUACCACUCGAUCCUCGGCGUAUGAUCACCUUCACUGCUCAGGUACAAGGAACCCACGCCGGCCAGACGUAUGUUCUUCACGGAACAGACUUGGAUCCAGAAGUACUUGAACUUUACGUCCCGGUUUUUGACUCAAACGAUGCUAAGGCGUUGCAAAGACAAGAAGACCUAGAUACUCUGCAGGGUAUCUUCACAGAAUAUGCAGGUCUUACAGAACUCGCUUCUGCCCAUGUGUCGCACAGUAUGCCUAUGUCGACAAACUCUCCAGAUCUCCGCGGUCAUCUUGUGUUGGUCAACGAGGAUUCUGGUGACAUUAUAGGAGAGGUGGAUCAGAGAGUUACUGUUUAUGAAGACCCAGAUAUUUCCCGUCUUGAGAAAGGGCAUGAGCAUGGGCCUGUUGUCAUCGAAAUCAACCAGGAUGAAGAAGGUCAAGCAAUAGAAGUGUUUGCGAGGGCAAUUCCUACUGGUCAGGAGGAUUGGAUGACCAAGUCUGCCAGACUAGUCAGUCAAGGAAUCUCUCAAACUACCAAUCUCCUUGUAAAUGUCGUUUCUUCUGCCUCUUCCAACUACGUAAACCGAUCGUCCCCGUCUACUUCGACUGUCCCCGGUGCAAAAUCAUCUCCAUCAUCAUCGAAAGCUGUUGCUUUCAUUUCAUCUUCCCGCACUCGGACAGGGCUUACCCAUGCACACGCGCUCACUGCACAGGCCGUAAAAGUGAGCGGGAAAACGCUGUCGGUGAUAGACGACAUGAUAGGCAAGAUGAUUGGCACUAAGAGCAGCAGCAAUACGCCAAAAGGCAUGCCGGUCACGCUGCCGAGCUUAAAUAAUGUUGUAAAUGUCCCGCCUCCGCCCCCGUAUUCGACUUCUCCUAAUCCUCUCACAGACUCUGUGAAGCCUCCACUGCCUCCGCGGAAGGUGCCAAUUCUUUCUCAGUCCGGAUCCGAGAAACCUCCACUUCCACCUCGUUUCAUCAGUACUCCAGCUACGGCCCCACCUGCUUCUUCCAGCGCGCUCACUGCGAAAGCGAAGCUCAUCCUGUCCGCGGACUUGAUCCUUUCUACCUUGGAUCAAUCUGUAAAGCAGCUUAUCGAUGUCGGAGGUCGUAGCGCAACUAGAGUUGUUGGGCAUCAAUAUGGCUCAGAAGCGGCGCAAAAUACAGCUCUCAUAGCCGGUACCGUGCGGAACGUCGCUCUGGUGUAUAUUGAUAUGCGCGGUGUUGGGCGGAAGGCACUCAUAAAGAGAGUUGGUAAACAAUACGUCAAAAGCAAAUUCGCAAAACGAGAUGAAUAA